Messenger RNA from Erinaceus europaeus (western European hedgehog), 4320 nucleotides. It is a transcript of the gene GZF1, whose product is annotated as GDNF inducible zinc finger protein 1. Bases 356 to 2497 code for a protein of 713 amino acids. Gene Ontology annotation, molecular function: protein binding; RNA polymerase II cis-regulatory region sequence-specific DNA binding; DNA-binding transcription factor activity. Gene Ontology annotation, biological process: regulation of cytokine production; regulation of immune system process; negative regulation of transcription by RNA polymerase II. The transcript is spliced from 6 exons. Lineage: Eukaryota; Metazoa; Chordata; Mammalia; Eulipotyphla; Erinaceidae. The record is from RefSeq and is a predicted model, not a curated record.
UCCUUAUGCUCAACCUGGUACACCACUGCCCAGCCCUCUCUCUUACUUGUUUUAAGCUUAUUGCCUCCAAACCUUUACAAGGUCUUUAGACCUAUGUGAUUCCAUCACUUCUAGCAUGCCCCACCCCACCCCCUAGAUAAAUGCUGAGACAGAAGGAGACACUUCACUACUUACUGUGAAGUUUCCUUUUUACAUGUUGCUCCCAUGUAGUGGCCCAGGGCUUGAACCCAGCUUCUUACACACAGUAAUGUAUGCGUGACACCAGUUGAACCAUCUCCCAGCCCGUUUGUGCUUAUCGAAGCCUCACAGUGGCCUGCUAGCCUUCUACAGAGAGCUACUUUUGGAAAGAAGAAACAUGGAAAAUGGUGCAGUUCUGUUGGAAUCCAAAUCCUCACCAUUUAACCUUCUACAUGAAAUGCAUCAGCUCCGACUUCUUGGCCAUCUGUGUGACGUGACUGUAAGUGUGGAGUAUCAGGGUGUCCGGGAAGAAUUCAUGGCCCACAAGGCGGUACUGGCUGCCACUAGCAAAUUCUUUAAGGAAAUGUUCCUGAAUGAAAAGACUGUGGAUGGCACUAGGACUAACGUCUACUUAAAUGAAGUGCAGGUGGUUGACUUCGCCUCAUUUCUUGAGUUUGUCUACACUGCAAAGGUGCAGGUGGAAGAAGAUCGGGUGCAGCGCAUGCUGGAAAUGGCUGAAAAACUAAAAUGUUUGGACUUAUCAGAAACUUGUUUUCAGUUAAAGAAACAGAUGUUGGAGUCUGUCCUUUUGGAGUUGCAGAAUUUCUCAGAGUCUCAGGAGCCAGAAGGAAGCAGUGGCACCCAAGUCAGCAUUGUUCCUGACCAACCACUGCCUCCAGCCAGUAUGGCGGAGGACAGUUCUCUUGUUAAUGGCCUAGUGGAUUCCUCUGAUUGCCCAGAGGAGAAAAUCAGCAAUGGCAUGUUGCUGGACACAGCCCUGAGGAAGCCUAAGGAGAAGACAGACAAGAAGAAAGAUAUUGUUACGCCUCCUUACCCUAAAAUCAGAAGAGCUAGCGGGAGGCUGGCUGGGAGAAAGGUGUUUGUGGAAAUCCCUAAAAAAAAAUACACGAGACGACUCCGAGAACAGCAGAAAAGUGCUGAGGAGGACUUGGGGGACUACCAGUGUCCCCAAGACCCCAGCCCAGACACUGUAAAAACAGAAGUGGAGCCAAGUGCCCAAAAUGAGGACCACAAUGCCGUGGCACAAGCAGAGGAAGUGCUGCAGAAAGCAAGGCAAGGAGAGGAGGAAGAGGAUGAGGAAGAUGAGGAGGUGGUAAAAAGGAAGAGCAACUUCAAGUGCAUGAUCUGUGACAAGGCCUUCCUAUAUGAAAAGAGCUACUUGAAGCACAUCUGCCACCACCAUGGGGUGGCCACCGAGGUGGUUCACCGCUGUGACACCUGCAGCCAGACCUUCGCCAACCGCUGCAACCUGAAGAGUCACCAGCGCCACGUGCACAGCAGUGAGCGUCACUUCCCCUGUGAGCUGUGUGGGAAGAAAUUCAAGAGGAAGAAGGAUGUCAAGCGACAUGUGUUGCAGGUCCACGAGGGGGGUGGUGAGCGGCACCAGUGCCAGCAGUGUGGCAAGGGCCUGAGCUCCAAGACAGCCCUGCGGCUCCACGAGCGGACACACACAGGCCACAAGCCAUAUGGCUGCACUGAGUGUGAGGCCAAAUUCUCACAGCCUUCUGCCCUGAAGACCCACAUGAGAAUUCAUACAGGGGAAAAACCUUUUGUCUGUGAUGAAUGUGGUGCAAGAUUCACUCAGAACCACAUGCUGAUUUAUCAUAAAAGGUGUCACACAGGUGAGAGACCUUUUAUGUGUGAAACAUGUGGCAAGAGUUUUGCUUCUAAGGAAUAUUUAAAACAUCACAAUAGAAUCCAUACUGGAUCAAAACCCUUUAAAUGUGAAAUUUGUUUCAGGACUUUUGCCCAGCGGAAUUCGCUUUAUCAGCACAUUAAAGUUCAUACAGGGGAGCGUCCCUAUUGUUGUGACCAGUGUGGUAAGCAAUUUACCCAGCUCAAUGCACUGCAACGCCACCACCGGAUCCACACUGGGGAGAAGCCAUUCAUGUGUAAUGCAUGUGGGCGGACUUUUACUGAUAAGUCCACUCUCCGAAGGCACACUUCAAUACAUGAUAAGAAUACUCCAUGGAAGUCUUUCCUUGUUAUUGUAGAUGGCUCACCCAAGAAUGAUGACGGGCACAAGACUGAACAGGCUGAUGAAGAAUACACAUCAUCUAAACUUUCGGAUAAAUUGCUGACUUUUACAGAAAAUGGCCAUUUUCACAACCUGACCACAGUCCAAGAUAGUGUGCUUCCUGUGCACGAGAACAAUUCUGUAGUCGAUGCCUGCAGGUCGGGUGAGCCAGUGAUGUCCCAGGACACUCUACUGGCCACUACUAUCAGUGAGCUUAGUGAGCUGACUCCCCAGACAGACACAAUGCCCCCUCAACUUCAUACUCUAACCAACAUGGAAUAAGAGCUUGAAGUCUCCUGCUAAGUAGGUCUUACCCUAUGUCUUGACACAGCCGUAUGCAAGAUGUUGGGGGCUAAGAAAAUGAGCUACUGUGAGCAAAGAAGUGGGCAAAGGUGGUUUCUGCAGAAUCUGCUGAAUUUCUGCAAACUUGCACGUCUUUAGCAAAGCAUUUUUAAAAGCUUUCCCUUAAAAAUCCUGAUCUGCAUGAUCUCAGCUACACUUUAUGAACAAACAAGGCACUUAACAUAACCUCACAUAAUUCUGGUGUAGUUGUAUGCAUUUAUCACUGUAAUGCUCGAUUAUCUUAACAAUUGUGAUUUUAGACCACUUCUCAGUUUAACUGUAGAGUACAGAGCAGUGGUCCUACUCAUGAAAUUGCUGUUCAUGGUCUUCCUGGUCUCUCACCCUGCUUUACUUAAAAUGUGGAUUUUUUUUCUCUGAUACUUUUAUGGUAUUUUUGUAUCAAACUGAAAUUAAACUGGAGUCAUAUAUUUUCAACUAUAUCUUCCCUGUCAAAUUGAAGCAAAUCAGAUCUGCUCUAGGGACACUUGAACAGAUUAUUGCACUCAUUCCCCUCUACCCCUUCACUUGUAAAAUCAUAAAAAAAAAAAAAAGGAAUGAUAAAUUGGACACUUUCAAACAGCUUAGUAUAAUCUGUACUUAGCACAUAAGCAGCCAGGACAUUUGUAACUGUUGAAAUGACAUAUGGCUGUUUAGAUUCAUUCCUCAAACUUGGAUUAGGUAAAAGCUGUCCUACCAAAGAUUCUAGCAGCAAACAGUACAGUAUUUAUUUUGCAAAAAGGUAUACAUAUUAAGCAAGAGGCUUCUGAACACUUGAAACAUGAAACAGUUAUUCACAAAGUAGUGGUGAGGUAACUGUGGCAAAUCAGAAGAAUUCACAGUAUUGAUAUUUUUGCUAAGUUUUUCUGACUUCUGUGAUCUUCAGCAAUUAAGACUUUCUCAUUUUCAUAUCAAGAACUUAAACAAGUAUUUGCCACUCAUUUGUCUCCUUGGAGACAUAUGUGAAUAACUGUAGAAGGGACCAAAGGCCUCUGUAUACUUAUUUUUUAAUUAUGCCUUAAAAGUGGAUCGUGAAGAACCAGUAGCUUCUGUCUUAAAUGCUCCUAUGUCUCAUGGUGGACUUAAUUAUUGCUCAAAAUUAAUUUAUAAUGAAGAGAUCAUUCUGCUGUAUUUGCUAAACCUGAUGCUUGGUUCCAGUGGCCUAGGUAUGUAGCCGCAUGCUGUACGAAGUACUUGACUCACAUGUAACCUUAAACAUUAAUUUAAGAGGAUCUUGAAGGAGAAAUGUUCACUAGUUGCUUUCCUCUAAAUUUUAAUUUAUUGAACUUGCUGUGAAAAUGCAUUUCUAAGAGAAAGGUACUUUAUCCAUAAGUUCCAGGAUGAAGACUUCACUGCACUAUGCCUGAAACAAAAGAAGGAAGAAGGUCUUCCUAAUGCUUACUUGGUUUUAACAUGUUUCAGUUACUACUAAAGCCAAGAUAAGGGGUCUUAGACACUGAUAACAUGUUUCAGACCUGCUCUUGAAGAUAGCAGUACUGAAUUACUUCUAAUUAAAUUAUAACAGUUUAUCCUUGUUGUGUUUACAGAACAACAACAAAAAAAAAGUGACUGUCACACCACCAUUUUAUUUUUGGUAAGAGAAUGAACCUGCCCAGUCAAAUGUACUGUUUCAAGGAAUAAAGUCAUCUUAGAAGAAAUUUAAAUAAUAUAGAUUAUUUUGUUACUGGAAGAAUUUGUGUUUUGAAUUUGUUUUAGAAAUUCUACAGAACUGUUGAAUGUGUUAAUAAAUGUUUACUUUCUAAAAA